This is a messenger RNA of Staurois parvus, 319 nucleotides long. The record is from the annotation of a GenBank genome assembly. Lineage: Eukaryota; Metazoa; Chordata; Amphibia; Anura; Ranidae.
GCCCAUGCUGAAAAAGAAGACUACUGGGACUCUGUACUCUGGAGUGAUGAGACCAAGAUAAAUGUUUUUGGAACUGAUGGUUUUAAAAACUGUAUUGUGUUGCAAAGGUGAGGAGAACAAAUAAAAAUGCAUGGUGCCUACAGUGUAACAUGGUGGCAGUGUCCUUCUGUGAGGCUGCAUGAGUGCUGCUGGGGUCAGGGAGCUGCAUUUCAUUGAUGGUAUCAUGAAUUCACAGAUAUAUUGCUCUGUAUUGAAAGAGAAAUUUUUCAACAAGACAACGAUCCAAAACACACAUCUAAGGCCACUGUUGGAUUUCUGA